Molecule: messenger RNA, 2898 nt
Organism: Mycetomoellerius zeteki
Lineage: Eukaryota; Metazoa; Arthropoda; Insecta; Hymenoptera; Formicidae
Gene: Syp
Product: synaptotagmin binding cytoplasmic RNA interacting protein
Exons: 13
Coding region: 146-2137 (663 amino acids)
Molecular function (GO): RNA binding
Source: RefSeq, a predicted model, not a curated record
CGCUCCGCUCCACGCUACGCUGCGCUGUUGCCGCGCUGUUGCCGUCACCAUUGCCGUCUGUGGUCUACGCCAACCGAUCGGCGACCGCGUUCAAUCGUCCUGCUGCCUAAUCGUUGCGCUGAACUGCGAGUGUCAUCGAUAACCUAUGGCAGAAGGGAAUGGAGAGAUAAAAAUGGAAGAAAAACAAGAAAUGGAAAAUGUAGAACGGACAGAAGAUUUUAACAAACUCAUGCAAUACGGGCUAGACGAGAAAGUGGCUGCCAAAUUGGAUGAAAUUUAUAAGACGGGAAAAUUAGCUCAUAUCGAUCUGGAUGAAAGAGCUCUUGAUGCCUUGAAGGAAUUUCCAGUUGACGGUGCACUAAACGUGCUUACACAAUUUCUGGAAUCCAACCUGGAACAUGUAUCCAAUAAAUCGGCAUACCUUUGUGGAGUAAUGAAGACGUACAGACAAAAGAGUCGUGCUGGUCAAGGUACAGGCACCAGCACGACACCUAAGGCCCCAGAUGAAGAUAAAAUCAAAUUAAUUCUGGAAAGAACGGGAUAUCCUUUGGAUGUAACUACUGGACAAAGAAAAUAUGGUGGUCCUCCACCAAAUUGGGAGGGUCCAACUCCUGGCACUGGUUGCGAGGUAUUUUGUGGCAAAAUCCCAAAAGAUAUGUAUGAAGAUGAAUUAAUUCCAUUAUUUGAGAAAUGUGGAAAAAUUUGGGACUUGAGACUGAUGAUGGAUCCCAUGUCAGGUUCCAACAGAGGAUACGCAUUUAUCACAUUCACUAAUAGGGAAGCUGCGCAGCAAGCUGUUCGAGAGCUGAAUGAUUAUGAGAUUCGGAAAGGGAAAAAGAUUGGUGUUACCGUAUCUUAUAACAAUCACCGCUUGUUUGUGGGAAAUAUUCCAAAGAAUCGAGACCGAGAUGACUUGUUCGAAGAGUUUACAAAGCACGCACCUGGCCUGACAGAGGUGAUUAUCUACAGUUCACCAGAUGACAAAAAGAAGAAUAGAGGUUUUUGCUUUUUGGAAUACGAAUCUCACAAAGCAGCUUCCUUAGCCAAGCGAAGGUUAAGCACUGGACGUAUUAAAGUUUGGGGAUGUGAUAUUAUUGUUGAUUGGGCCGACCCUCAAGAAGAGCCAGACGAACAAACCAUGUCCAAAGUACGUGUGCUUUACGUACGAAAUUUGACGCAAGAUUGUUCUGAAGAAAAACUGAAGGAAAGCUUUGAACAAUAUGGCAAAAUUGAACGAGUGAAAAAAAUCAAGGAUUAUGCAUUUAUACACUUUGAAGAUAGAGAUAAUGCUGUUAAGGCAAUGAACGAAUUAAAUGGUAAAGAAAUGGGUGGAUCGCACAUAGAAGUUUCAUUGGCAAAACCACCAUCCGAUAAAAAGAAGAAGGAAGAGAUGCUGCGUGCCAGGGAAAGACGAAUGAUGCAAAUGUUACAAGGCAGAGGCGGUGGAUCUCCGUCUCAUCCGAGCAUGAUGGGAGGUCCAAUGCCAGUUCGUGGGCCCUCACAGGGACCUCGGGGUACUGGUGCAAGUAUGCGUGGACAGAUGGGACGAGGCGAUUAUGCUCUCCAGGAAAUAGAUUAUGAUUACGACUAUUACGGUUAUGGGGAUUAUCGAGGUGGCUACAGUGAUCCCUAUUACGAUGACUAUUAUCGAUAUGAAGAUUACUAUUUCGAUUAUGCGCCGCCUCCGCCGCCUGCCAGAGGGAGAGGCAGGCAGCCUCAACCGGCUGGUCGUGGCCGUGGAGUAGUGCCACGUGGCCGAAUCGGUGGCCCGCAAGCCCGUGGGCCAGUCAGGGGGGGACGCAACCCCGCAGCUUCAGGGGCCCGUGGGGUCCAGCGGCUGGCCGCUCGUGGGGGGGUCCGCGCCAAGGGAAGUUUACCAGGUGAGGAUGCAGGUAAACGAAAAUUUGACGGGGGUCACCAGAACCAGGGGGAAUCUAAGCGUCGCUUCCAGAGCAAUUGGGGAAACCAGCCCCUUGCCCAACAACCACUGGGCAAUGCAUAUGGAUUGGCGAGUGUAAAUGGUGGCAGUGGUGGUGGUGGCGGUGACAUAGCUUUCGGAGGUAGAGCCGGCACACUCGGCGGUGUUUCCGGCGACGAUCACGAAUGGUAUCAAGACUCUUACCAGUCGUGGAGCUAACUUCUGCAAUCCUGUGAGUGAUAAAAAAAUAUGCACGAACAAAUGCAUGAUAAACGAAGUGAGAAACAAAAAACAUAAAAUAUAAGGGAAAAAAUUAAAAUAAAAUCAGACUGACGAAACACGUAGAGAGAGAGGGGGGGGAGGGGGAACUCGAGAUGAAGGGAAGGAAAGAAAUCAUCCAUUUGUAUUAUUAUCGCUCUUAAUCGAAUUCAAAUAAUUGUAAAUGUUUUUUCAUAUUAAUGAUACGCAGCAACUAUAUUCUGCGCCACCACCAUCGCCCACUGUUAUUGUGAUUAUGUACAGUGAUGUGCCACUGAGACUAAUUAUUAUAUCGGAGUGUGACCACCCACCCACCCCGUACUAUUAUUAUUAUUAUGAUACUAAUACUAAUCUAAGUACCACUACUGCAUUGUCACAUUGUUUACUGCCAAGUGAUGAAGAUCAGCGAUGUUGACAUAGGGAUUGUGAUGGCUUGUAUUAGUUAAGAGAACUCAUGGAAGCCUGCGGUUUAUUACGCGAUGACUAGAUGUUUUGAAUCUAUGUGACGAAGCAUGUGUGUUAGAUAGGACGAAAUAAAUAGCAUGAGGGAGAAAAACGGAGAAGUUAUAAACGAAAGAUAGAAAUUGAAAAGACGGAAGUUCAACUUUGAAGAGAUAGAAAAUGUAGUGGUCGUGUAGACAAGCAGAAGGCGCAGGGCGAGAAUGCGAUAUUUAGUAAAUGUGUGUGAGAGAGAGAAAGAAAGAGAGAAAGAAAGAGAGAGA